AUGGAGAGGAAUACGCCCUCUGGUUCGCUGUUGGUGUUCAAGAGGGCCGUACCCACAUCUUACAGUGAGCAUCUCGCAGAAAAAAUCGACGCGGCUGUGUUACGAGCAGCCAUGGCAGGCCGAUUGGAUGCAGUCAAGUGGCUUACUGAGCGCUGCGCGUUCUGUAAUUUCAGUCAAAUUAUUGAAAUGACUGCCAAGCAAGGGCAGUAG
This is a messenger RNA of Phytophthora nicotianae INRA-310, 210 nucleotides long. RefSeq lists its product as hypothetical. The record is from RefSeq and is a predicted model, not a curated record. Bases 1 to 210 code for a protein of 69 amino acids. The transcript has a single exon. NCBI's taxonomy places the organism in Eukaryota, Oomycota, Peronosporomycetes, Peronosporales, Peronosporaceae.